GCAACGUAGGUACUUUACAAUAGUUUUAGUUGUACUUGUGUUGCGCCUGGAAUCACUCUGGAUAUAGUCGUUUUUUUGCGCGAAAACAAACAGGUUUGAAAGAUUCGCGUUCGCCAACCGUGAUGGGCAAAGGGAGCGCGGCAAGAUCGCAGCAAGACCACAUUGUUGCGCUAGUCAAGUAUGAACAUAGCCACGGAUGGCGCAUGCUCGACCUGCAACGGUCCGCCUCGCCUUGCUUCGCGCGAUCGCAACUUGUUGAUUGUUCACUCACUUCACGCUAGUCUGCCGCGAACGAUGCGCGAGGCGGUCGUGUCUUCCGUUGCAUCGUUGUUCACUCCGUACUUCGAAGUUAUUUUACGAAAAUAUGUGAAGUUUUCAAACCUUAAAUUAGGAAGAACUACCGCGACGAUCGCGGUCUAUAGUUUUUAGUUAACUUAGAACACCUUAAAUAAGUAGUUUUAAGUUAUAGAAACUUAAUAGGCUUACUCACUUUACCUGUAUGCUUCGUCCCACGACUCGUGCGAAGCGGUUACCUUUAUCGGAUAAACGGACAUUUUUCAAAUGGAUGUGCGUUUGAAUUUUGUGAUAGUGAGCUUGUUUAGUGUAAUCCCAAAACUUUUUGAGUGCACCCUAGAGGCUUGUGACAAGUUGUUACUUUUGUGACGUGUUAAAAGUUGCUAUGAAGUUAAUGAAGAAAAUGUUGCCGCGCGGGGUAGAGAGGGGCUUCCUCGCCGCGCUGUUGCUCGGCUCGCUUGCGGUGGCGUCGUCCCAGUACACUAAAGUGAGAGAAUAUCCGUCGCACCACGUGACCAGAUUACGUCACUCGAGGCACCUCGAUGGGUACCUGCCAAUACACACUUCAGCCUUCGUACCCGGCAUGUCACCGAAGCUGGCAGUCAAGGACAACCACAAGCCACUGUUCACCGAAUGUUUGAACUACAAACCUACGGUGAAAGAGGAACAACCUGUUGGCACGUAUGUGUUCACGGUGCAUGCAGAAGACAGAGAUCCGCCCGAUAUGGGUGGUAAAGUCACGUAUAAAUUCGUCUCCACUCCUGGCGAAAAAGAGAGGUUUCAUGUAGACCCUGAAACGGGAGAAAUUACAACAGCCGAUGUUUUCGACCACGACGAGCCGUCGCGCGAAAAAGAAGCAUACAUAACGGUACGAGCAAGUGACAACGGCCAACCUCAGCUAGACGACGCCUGCACCAUCAAGAUUCUUAUCGAAGACAUCAAUGACAACCAGCCAGUCUUCGAUAAAGUUUCGUAUUCGGAGUCUGUACCUCAAGACUUGCCGAGCGGACGCGAAGUGAUGAGGAUAUCAGCUACUGACAUCGACGAUGGCAAUAAUUCCAUCGUCCACUACAGCCUCGACUCUAAUUCUCCGGACCAAGCUUACUUCUACAUAGAUCCAGACAACGGAGUUAUCUUUUUAAAUAAAACUAUUGAUAAAGUUCCCGGGUACAAAUUUAAGUUGAGUGCCAUAGUGAAAGAUAUGGGCGAUCCGCCUCAGCAAAGUUCGAUUACUUUAGACAUUCAAGUCAUAGAGUCUAACAAGAAAAGCCCGUCCUUCAUAGAAGUUCCCGAUGAACCGAUAAGAUUAAAAGAAAAUUACGCUGACUUCAACACACCUAUAGCUACAAUCAGAGCUGUAUCAAAUAUACCUGAAGAGAAGAAACUACAAUUCGAAUUAGUUAUGGGUCAAACAGAACAAACGAAUAAAUGGCACACAUUUGUAUUAGAGCCCGAAGCUGAUUCCGCCUACAUAAAGCUUGGUAAUCAUUUGGAUUACGAGAAAAUCACCGAUUAUACAUUAACUGUCAGAAUACAAAAUAAUUAUAAAUUAGCUGCAGAAACUAUUAUCCAAAUAGAAGUUGAAGACGUUAACGAUAAUAUUCCAAUAUUCAGCGAAAUCAGAUCUGGCAGUGUCCUAGAAAACGAACCGCCGGGCACUCCCGUUAUGCAAGUUCGAGCAUUUGACGCUGACGGUACUUCAGCAAACAAUCAAGUGACUUACGAGCUCGGAGACCCGUCCGAUCCUUUCGCUAUCGACAGCAUUACUGGCAACAUAACAACACUAAAGAUGUUCGAUAGAGAAGAAAGGAGUUUCUAUAACAUUAAAAUUAUUGCAACCGAUAAUUCAGAAUCGGCACUCAUACCCGGAAAACAUAACGCCGGCCAACAAGUGUUUCUUAUCGAAAUAGCCGAUAAAAACGACAAUAGACCACAUUUCACACAAGAAACUUACGUCGCUGAAUCAAUUGCGGAAAAUGCAAAUAUAAAUGAACUGGUCACUCAAGUUACAGCAGUCGAUAUCGACACAGCGUCUGUGGUAUCGUAUAGCAUUGUAGCUGGCAACACUUACGAUGCUUUCGUUAUUCGUAACUUCACCGGCGAGAUUCGAGUCAACAACGAACUGGAUUAUGAGAAUAUAACUAGCUAUAGCCUUGAUGUGAAAGCUUUCGAUGGACUGUUUGAGGAUUAUGCUAAAGUCAUAAUCAAUAUUGAGAAUCUCAACGACAAUCCGCCCGUCUUCUUGGCCAAUUACACGAAAACCAUCGAAGAAGAAAAACUGUACGAAGGAUGUAUUGUUAAGGUCGAAGCCUAUGAUCCCGAUAUCAAAGACCGUAACGCACCACAGAACAUAGUCUACUCUCUAGUCAAGCACGAACAGAAAGAGUUCCUGCAAAUAGACAACGAUGGAUGUCUUCGUCUCACCAAACCUCUGGACAGAGACCAACCUUCAGGGUUCACGAGGUGGCAGAUACUCAUCAUGGCGGCUGACCAGGGCGGCAGGCUGGGUUCUGACAGUUUACGGUCUACCACUGAAGUUAUAUUGGAGCUGACGGAUAUCAACGACAAUGCCCCAUUCCUUACCAACACGCAACCAGUGAUAUGGUACGAGAACGAACUGCCUGGCCAAGUGGUGAUACUGACUGCCAAAGACUACGACUCAGCAGAGAACGGGCCACCAUUCACCUUCGCGCUUAAUGAUUCCGCCAGCUUCGAUAUACGAUCCAAGUUCCAUAUUCAAGGCAAUAUACUAUCAACUCUAGUAUCAUUCGACCGAGAACAACGCAAGGAGUACAGGAUACCGGUGGCCAUUACUGACUCAGGCACGCCGAGACUGACCGGUGUGUCUAUAUUGCACGUUGUCAUCGGAGAUAGGAACGACAAUCCCAUGGGUCCGGGGCACAGCGAUAUAUUCGUUUACAACUAUAAGGGCGAAGCACCAGAUACGGAGAUCGGUCGUGUAUUCGUCGACGACCCGGAUGACUGGGACUUACCGGAUAAGAGGUUCAUGUGGCUACCGUCAUACGAGAAGAGAAGUCCAUACUUCGAUGUGCACAGUAACACAGGCAUGAUUACUAUGAAAGAAGGAACGCCUAAUGGAACUUAUCUAUUGAGAUUUAAUGUGACCGAAGAAAAUGAACCUCUUGUGCCGUUCCACUGGGUGGAGGCAACAGUAAAUGUCACCAUCAAAGAGAUCCCGGAGGAGGCGGUAGACAAGUCCGGCUCAAUCCGCUUCGUCAACAUCACCGCUGAAGAAUUCAUCGUACCGGAAGCUGACGGUACGAGUAAAAAAGACAAACUACAUCGCCGUCUCGCACAGCUAUACAACACGUCACUAGACAAUGUGGACGUGUUCACGGUGUUCAGUAAGCCAACUGUUAAGGACGUGUUCUUGGAUGUCCGAUUCUCAGCACACGGCUCUCCGUACUAUCCCGCAGAGAAACUGGAUAGUAUGGUAAUUGGGAUACAGGAAAAGCUCGAAGAAGAAUUAGAAGCAAAGAUAUAUAUGGUGAAGAUCGACGAGUGUCUGAUAGAGAAGGAGCAGUGCGAGGACUCGUGCAGGAAUGUGCUGAUGAAGAACAACGUGCCUCUUUCCGUGUACACCAACACGACUAGCUUUGUCGGUGUAUCUGCAAGGGUUGAGUCUGAGUGUACCUGCGAUGUUGAGGAACCACUCGUGUGUUUGAAUGGAGGAACCCCGUUCGCGGACAAGUGCGAAUGUCCAGAAGGUCUAUCUGGGCCGCACUGCGAACAGACGUCGAUCGGUUUCCAUGGGGACGGCUGGGCCAUGUAUCCUUCCCCGCCAGCCUGCCACGAGGGCCACGUCACCCUCACUGUGACGUCACACGCCAGCAACAGCCUCGUCUUCUACCUAGGACCUUUGAAAUACAACCCGCUGUUAGAUGUACAAGAUUUCAUGUCACUAGAAUUAGUAGAGGGAUUCCUAGUUCUUCUAGUUAACUACGGCUCCGGUACUACGAGGUUGAACAAUAGCGUAGUCCACGUAGCGGACGGCAAACCUCAUCUAAUAGAGAUAGUCCUCAUGAGAAGUUCCAUAGAGAUGUUUGUAGAUAGAUGCAAGCUGUCCACAUGCAUGAGCCUCGCCGCACCUACAGGACCUAGGGAAAUACUAAAUGUAAAUGGUCCCCUACAACUGGGCGGCGCCAGCAUCGAUCUGCAACACCUGGCGCAGACCUUCGGCUGGCAACAUGUACCUACCAACCAACACUUCGUAGGCUGCAUCAGUAAUUUCACUUAUAAUGAUUUUAUGUACAACUUGGGCGAGCCUUCGGUACAUCGCAAUGCAGACCCGAGCUGUCAAAGGAGUAUGUUCACCGCUGUCACAUUCGGCAUUGACACCAACUUCCUCGUCGCUAUAUUGGUUUGCAUAGCCAUAUUAGUCAUACUUCUCCUAGCAGUGGUAGUACAUCGCCGUCGUGCGGACGCGUGGGCGGAGAAAGAGCUGGAUGACAUCAGAGAGAACAUCAUCGCGUACGAGGACGAGGGCGGCGGUGAAGGAGACGCGGGAUACGACCUGCACGUACUCAGACAGAUGUACGACGGACCGCCCAUAGACAGUGAUAGAUCUGCCACUUUCAUGCAAGCACCAGUGGUAGGCGCGGCUCCGGACAUCUCCGGCUUCCUGGACGACAAGAAGUCAGUGCUGGAUCGCGACCCCGACGUCAAUCCUUACGACGAUGUGCGUCACUACGCGUACGAAGGAGAUGGUAACACCAGCGGCUCUCUCUCCUCACUCGCCAGCUGUACCGACGACGGCGACCUCAAGUUCAACUAUCUGUCAACAUUUGGUCCGCGGUUCCGGAAGCUGGCGGACAUGUACGGAGAUUCUGAGGAGGAGCGGCCGCACGAGGAGUCGUGGUGCUAGCGGCACGCCUGGCUCGUGUAGCCAGACGAAACUGCACCUUACGUCACCUCGGUAUAGGGUCUGUUUUGCACUAACUCGCUCCGGGAUAGACCAAACUUAUGCCUUACCGCUUCCUUCAUUUUAACUCUAUGUGGACGCUGGAAAGUGAAUCACUGGACCCACCGCUCUGGAAUUCUCUGGAGAAAGCCUGUGAUAGUUUUGCGCGAUCUAGGAUUUUUUUUUAUCU
Messenger RNA from Papilio machaon (common yellow swallowtail), 5405 nucleotides. RefSeq names its product DE-cadherin (gene shg). Gene Ontology annotation, molecular function: calcium ion binding; cadherin binding. Gene Ontology annotation, biological process: homophilic cell-cell adhesion. Gene Ontology annotation, cellular component: catenin complex; plasma membrane. Lineage: Eukaryota; Metazoa; Arthropoda; Insecta; Lepidoptera; Papilionidae. The transcript is spliced from 24 exons. Bases 680 to 5179 code for a protein of 1499 amino acids. The record is from RefSeq and is a predicted model, not a curated record.